Messenger RNA from Paramormyrops kingsleyae, 1404 nucleotides. RefSeq names its product ribosome production factor 2 homolog (gene rpf2). The record is from RefSeq and is a predicted model, not a curated record. Gene Ontology annotation, molecular function: rRNA binding. Gene Ontology annotation, cellular component: nucleolus. NCBI's taxonomy places the organism in Eukaryota, Metazoa, Chordata, Actinopteri, Osteoglossiformes, Mormyridae. Gene Ontology annotation, biological process: maturation of LSU-rRNA from tricistronic rRNA transcript (SSU-rRNA, 5.8S rRNA, LSU-rRNA); ribosomal large subunit assembly.
ACGUGCAUCGCUGGUUUUACUUCCGGUAUGUUUUAUCACUGAAAUUCACGUGGAGUUUGCUGCUCUGUAAAACGUCAAGAUCGCAAGAAUUAGAAGUCAGGUUCUUAUUUGAAAAUGACGACCUUGGACAGAGUCGCAAAACCUAAAACAAAGAGGUCAAAACGAUUUCUCCAAAGCAGGGAACCAAAAUUAACUGAGAACGUAAAGAAUGCCAUGAUAAUUAAAGGCGGUAACACAAGCGAGACCGUCACAAACGCCCUAAAAGAUAUUUAUUCCUUAAAGAAACCAAAUGCAGUUUUGUACAAAAAGAAGAAUACAGCUCGACCAUUUGAAGAUCAAACAUCAUUGGAAUUCUUCUCAAAAAAGUCAGACUGCUCCUUGUUUCUGUUCGGCUCACACAACAAGAAACGGCCAAACAACUUCGUAUUUGGACGCAUGUUUGAUUAUCAUGUGCUGGACAUGAUCGAGCUGGGCAUCGAGAAAUUUGUUUCGCUGAAGGAAAUAAAGAGUGCCAGCUGCCCAGAGGGAACCAAACCUCUGCUGGUGUUUGCUGGAGAUGCCUUCGACACAAUCGGGGAGUAUGCUCGUCUGCGGAGCAUCCUGAUUGAUUUCUUCAGGGGACCGACCGUUUCCGCCAUUCGGCUGGCAGGACUGGAGCACAUCCUUCACUUCACGGCCCUGGAUGGAAAAAUCUACAUGCGCAGCUACAGAGUUUUGCUGAAGAAGUCGGGCUGUCGGACCCCCAGGAUCGAGCUGGAGGAAAUGGGCCCCUCGUUCGAUUUCAUCCUUCGCAGAACGCACCUGGCGUCCGAUGACCUGUACAAGACGGCCCACAAGCAGCCCAAGGCCCUAAAGCCGAAGAACAAGAAGAACGUUUCCCACAAUGUUUUUGGCACCAAGUUUGGACGCCUGCACAUGCAGAAGCAGAACCUGGACAAACUGCAAACUCGCAAGAUGAAGGGUUUGCGCAAGAGGGGCGGCGAUGUCAUGCAGGGCGAGGACGCCGUGUCCCCGAAAAAAUCCAGAGACGAAUGAAGUCUGAUCUGGAGUCUGCUCCCCAAAAACUCCAGUGAACGGAACUAGGAAACAUGCUGAUGAUAUUUAAGAUGAAAGGGGCUGGCACGUAUGUGAAGGUGCUCCGCUUAUCUUUCCUCAACCAAGCUAAAUACUCAGAGAAACCAAAUGAAAUCAGUAAGGAAAUGCUAAUUUUAUUGAAUUAACCAUAAUAGAAUGCAGAAUCGCAUAUAUGCCAGCCCUUGAGAGCCACGACCAGAGACCUUGCAUAAAGUGGGCAUCUUGGGGAUACCUUUGGACUAUUUUCGCACCUUGAGGAAUGUGGGGUAUUCUCUUUCCAGCUCAAUGCAUUGUUGCAUAAUUGAAUAAAAUGAACUUUGAUAGAAAGGC